This is a messenger RNA of Oryza sativa Japonica Group (Japanese rice), 1178 nucleotides long. RefSeq lists its product as uncharacterized. The record is from RefSeq and is a predicted model, not a curated record. NCBI's taxonomy places the organism in Eukaryota, Viridiplantae, Streptophyta, Magnoliopsida, Poales, Poaceae. Gene Ontology annotation, molecular function: nucleic acid binding.
CAUCGCUUCUCUCGAACACGAUUCCCCAAUCAAUCGCCCCACCAUAUUUUAGCCCUAGAAACACCACGACGCGCAAUCCAUCCACCCCGCAAUUCUACUCCCUCUCAAAUCCUCCAUCGCCGCAGCACUUCGAGCUUCGAGGCCGAGGAGGGGGAGCGCGACAAGCCCGCGGGAAGGGAGUCCACCAUGGCGGAUCUGCUGAGGAGGGAGGAGGAGUUCUACGCCUCCUUGUUCGACUCCCCCAAAGGCGGCGAUGCCGUCAAGUCGCGUGGGCAGAUGAUUGAGAGGAAGAUUGAAGUUCUUGAGGACAUGGCCACCAAGGUUAGUAACCGGAGAUCUCGUAGGUGGUUGAAUGAUCGCUUGCUCAUUGAACUUGUCCCCCGUCUUCAUGUUGAAGAAAUCAAAGGCCUUUUUGCUCCUCCACCAUGGGGUGAGGAACUGCCCGUUUCUGCAUUUUGUAGGACAAGUGAUGGUGAAUGGGAUGCCUUCAGGAGUAUUGACAUGGACGUUGAGGCACGAUUGAUGCAACAGAUGAAACAAUCUUCUACAAAACAGAAGAAUCAUGUGGACAGCGAUGAAUUGAUUGCUCUCAAUGCUUGGCAUCGUAUAGAUCGCCAAACAAGAGAAGCCAUAAAGAGAAAUUUCCUCCCAGAUCUGCUUGACAUAUAUGAGGACCGAAUUAGGGCCUUCAUUGAAGAUGCUAGUGGUAAAGAUGUGCUUGUACUGAAUGUCCAGGAUCCGUUUCAGAGGUUGCUUCUGCAUGGUGUAUGUGAGUUCUAUAACGUAUCAUCUACAACCACGACUACCAUGAGAGAUGGAAAGCUGUGGAAGACGACAACAAUUAAGAGGAGACCGGGAACCGGUGCUCCCUCCAGGCUCACAUUAGUUAGCUUUCUGAGGAUGAAGAAGAACGGAUCCCAGUAACAUGUGGUUGCUUCAGGACCAGAAGCAAGAAUUUAUCAGAUGCUUACUGCUGUGCCAUGUAUUGGCACAGGCGAUCCUAAAUCGGCUAAACGUGCCGAUUUAGGUUCUAUUUAGGAUGUACACAUGUAAAUUAUCAUCUAUGUUUUCAUUUGAUCAUUUGAUAACAUUUUUAACAUGUUUGAAUGCAAGAGAUUGGGUCACUGGUUGUGACUUCCAAAUCCUGGUGGUGUUAAUUUGCAUUAGAGUUGGAUUAA